This is a messenger RNA of Linderina pennispora, 401 nucleotides long. RefSeq lists its product as uncharacterized. Gene Ontology annotation, cellular component: mitochondrial matrix. The annotation marks the transcript as partial. NCBI's taxonomy places the organism in Eukaryota, Fungi, Kickxellomycota, Kickxellomycetes, Kickxellales, Kickxellaceae. Gene Ontology annotation, biological process: mitochondrial proton-transporting ATP synthase complex assembly. The record is from RefSeq and is a predicted model, not a curated record. The transcript has a single exon.
CAUGUCCACAAGCCACCUGCACAUCUACCGCCAGCUCCUGCGCGAAGUCAACAAGCAAUUCACAUCGGUCAGCCAGAACCGCUUCUGGGCCACCCAGCUGCGCCUCAAAUGGUCCGCCACCCCCGACCUCCAAAAGGCCCAAACCGUGCUUACCUACCUGACGAAUAACCGCAGGUACAAAGAGCUACUCGACGAAUUCCAGCCCAAGAUGCCCGAAAGCGACCGCAUCACCAAGACUGCCAACCGCGUCGGCCUGGAGAUCCCCAAGUCAUACAGCGAAUAAAUGCCAGAACCAUUUUCCCACCGAUCUUGCUUACAUAUUUGGCUUCUUGAACAAAUAGAUCUUGAAAUCCAUUAAAAAUAUCGUUAUUUUUAUCUUUACUUCUUUACCUAUAUAUAAG